UGGCCGCUCUCAGCUCUCCGCUUACUCUCUGGUCAUAUUCAAGUGUAAUGUGUAAUUGUGUAUCCGAGCGUAGCGGAACGGAGCGGUUUAUUGUGUAAUACACAAGUUUGCGGAAUAAAAAGAUGGAAACAUUGAGCGGAAAUCCGACGUACAACGGUGAAUGUUGAAGUGUGCGAUGGCACACGCGAAUGCAUAUACUUUGUGAAUGUAACGAGAGAUAAAUGAGUUUGCAAGACAGCCUGUUUUCCGAGGAUGUCGAACACGACGUAACCAUAUUUACCAAGGAUACGACGCGUAAAAGAGUGCUCGUCUUCCCGCCUGUCAACAGUUAUCGUCGGUACUUGAUACACCAGCUGAUACAGGAUCGUUUCCCGGAUUUACUGCGUACCUUCUCGAUCGGCCAAGGCUGGGCUAGACGUACCGUAGUAUGCUACAAGAGCGAUGUGAGAAGCGACUGGGUCCCAAAACCGAAUGUUCUUGAGUGUAAAAUAAAUAUUGCGGCAAAACAAGAGGACACGACUUGCGGAAUGGGUAUCGAAGGCCGACGCUCGCCCUCGACAUCUCCAGAAUGCAAACUGCAGCGACAUGCCAAGUCGGUACCAACGGUUGAGAUUUAUCGACCGCCACCGGCUAGGAGGGCUAACAAUUGCCCUCAGAUAAAUAGUACACAGACGCAAUCAACUACAGAUUUAUCCUCGGUCAAGAAUGUACGUCAGAAACGACCUGAUCGAGCUGUGUACGUACCGAGACCUCGCAGAAGUUUAGAGACUGAAGAUAAGAAGCCGCAAAGUCUGAAAGUUUCUCACGCGACAUUAAAUGAAGAUUCAGCUAUGAAUAAUAAUUUGAAGCUACAAGAUGAAUGUUGUAGUCAACAAAAUAGAGGCGGUACGACUUUGAAUAAUCGCGACACGAAGAUCGAGGAUGAACGUUUCCCGCGAGAGAUUUCAGAAAACGUAGUUCCUUUAGAUUCUGAAAAAACUCUGGGCAAUACCGAGCACGUGUAUAAACUUUUAGAACAACUGAAAGAUGUGCCAACUUUAUCCGAAGAGGAAGAAACUGUCGCAACUAAUAACCUUGACGAAGAUAGUACCAAUUCCAGUCUGUUUAAAUUAUCCAACCGAGUUGAAAUCAAUGACAAAUCAUUAGAGAAGAUACAAGAAACUAUAGAAGAAAAUCAGUCCUCGCACGAACCGUGCGAGUCAAGUUGUAACGAUGUAAUCGAUGACAAAGCUAGACAACUAGUUGAGCAGAAUGUACCGGAUGUCCUAAUAAUUUCCGAUGCCAUUCAAAACAAAUCCAAGGAGUCUGAACAACUCUCUUCAAUCGUUGUAACGCCACCCGAGAAGAAAGUAAAAAAGGUGGAGAGGCAAAAGAGCAAACCGGUUCCGCCACCUUCUCCACCUCUGAAAAUGAACAGAGACGAGUGCGAUUGGGAUAGCUUAUUUGACGACAAUGGCGAUUGUUUAGAUCCAACGUUAAUAGACGAGCUUACGUCAGCAGUAGGUGAAGUAGUGAUAGAGCAACCAAAGAACGUUUACAAGACAUACAACAAACAAGUUGAGGUGUCCAGCGACGAGUUUGCACACGUUGUAGAAAUUUACAAUUUCCCUUCCGAGUUCAAGACUAGCGAUUUGGCAGCUGUCUUCAGUUCUUUUAAGAAUGGUGGUUUUGAGCUCAAGUGGGUGGACGAUACUCAUUGUUUGGGAGUUUUCAGCAGUCCCCUCGUUGCUGCCGAAGUGUUAGCAUCGAAUCAUCCAUUUGUGAAAACGAGACCACUUAGCGAAGCUACUGCUUUGAGUAAAACGAAAGCUAGAAGAAGCGCCGAAUUUUUGCAACCUUAUAGGAAUCGUCCUGAAACGUGCGCCGCCUUAGCUAGAAGAUUAGUUACAGGUGCAUUGGGCGUGAGGCUUGCCACGGCUAGACAAGAACGUGAACAUGAAAAGAAUGUAUUACGCGAAGCAAAAGAAAAAAGACGAUUAGCCAAUAAACAACGAGAGGACGUUUGGGAGGGCAUAAUACCUACAAAGUAGCGUUAUAUAUCGCUAAUAUAGAGGAAUAUUUAUAAUGAUUUAUACCUCAUUGUACAUUAUACGCAUUCACAUUAUGGUGGCUGCGUAGGCAUAGCCUACCAUGGCUCGCAUAACGUUAUUCUGGUAUUAGCGCGCAUGCGUAUAUUUGUGCCUUACUCGUCUAUUCUUUACAUUGAUAAACAGAAAAUUGAACACACCUUUUUCCCCAAUUUGUUCGCUUUGCUACAGAAAACGUACGAUGAUUUGUCAGUGAGGAGUUAAACAUGUAAAUAUUAGCUAUAUGUAGUAAAUAUCUGAGAUUAUUUAAUUGAAUAAUUGUCUUUCUCAAACAUUGUUGAGACAAUAUUAUCAUUUUACAUAUGAAUGUAAAAUCGGUAUGAGGAAAAGUAGCAAAGACGACCAGCAGUGCCCACCCAUGUCUCGUAUAUCUUUCCGAUACAGGAAUAUAAUUUUUUUUAACGAAUAGAAUAUGUAAUACUGAGUGAUUAUUCGUUUGAAAUUAAAAUUUGAUAUCAGAAUUGUAAACGGUUUAUACACAGCAACAAACAAUAAUGUAGUGUAGCUUGAUCGCAGGACAAUAAGUUAAGUUACUGCUAGUAACAAGAUUCUUUCACGCGCACAUCGAUUCGUUAUAGCGAUAUUUCAAAAUAUAUCUUUACAAGGUUUUUACAUAGUUGAACAACAUAAUCAGUAUAAAAAUAUUAUCAAAGUGGCAUUAAAAUUAUAUUUCAAUGUAAUACUACAAUAUAUUUGACAAUUUUGACUUGUGCCACUUAUAUGUCUGUUACAUAUACAUACAUACAUACAAAUGUUACAAACCAACGCACAUUAUCUAUUCAUAUUACAGAGUUGCUGAGUAUAAAGAGAAUGGUAUUUUUAUAUACAAUUGUUAUCAAUGUGAAACAGAGAUGUAUCACCUAUCCCUAGUCAAUGUUCACAAAAGAAGCGUUACUUACAUGUUAAUAUGUCACGGGAUUGAUUAAGAAGAUGUUUUGUGAGAAAAGAGAAAUACAAAUAUUUUCUAAACCAUAA
This is a messenger RNA of Vollenhovia emeryi, 3062 nucleotides long. Its product is annotated as coiled-coil domain-containing protein R3HCC1L. The record is from RefSeq and is a predicted model, not a curated record. NCBI's taxonomy places the organism in Eukaryota, Metazoa, Arthropoda, Insecta, Hymenoptera, Formicidae. Bases 222 to 2030 code for a protein of 602 amino acids. Gene Ontology annotation, molecular function: nucleic acid binding. The transcript has 8 exons.